Molecule: messenger RNA, 1761 nt
Organism: Betta splendens (Siamese fighting fish)
Lineage: Eukaryota; Metazoa; Chordata; Actinopteri; Anabantiformes; Osphronemidae
Product: elongation of very long chain fatty acids protein 6-like
Exons: 4
Coding region: 295-1086 (263 amino acids)
Biological process (GO): sphingolipid biosynthetic process; very long-chain fatty acid biosynthetic process; fatty acid elongation, polyunsaturated fatty acid
Cellular component (GO): endoplasmic reticulum membrane
Molecular function (GO): fatty acid elongase activity
Source: RefSeq, a predicted model, not a curated record
AGAACAUAAAGAGCUGAUAGUUAUGUUUUGUACGAAAAGGGCUGACCUUUUCCUUUAUGACUGAAGAAUGUUUGCGCCUACGUUUUAUUUUGAAAGCUCCGUCCGGAAGAGCGUCGUUUCAUUUGAAGAAGGAGACAGUGGACACCCGCGUGGGCAUCACCCGUCGCCCUGGCCGCUCACCGGUGAGACUCCUGCUGCAGCUGCGUUGCUGAACCUGUCCAUCUCCCUGCAGACACCGUCCACUUCCGGAGCCGGGGACUGACACUUUGUUAAGUGGAGGGAAAAGUUUUUAAAAUGAACGAGAGUGCGCUCAGCGGUUUGUACGACUUCGAGCGACGCUUCGACGACAGGCGCGCUCAGGAAUGGAUGCAGGCGAACUGGACCAAGUCGUUCGUGUUCUGCGGCGUGUACGCUACGUUCGUGUUCGUCGGCCAGCACCUCAUGAGGAGUCGACCCAAGCUGAACCUGCGGCGCCCGCUGGCGCUUUGGUCGCUCAGCCUGGCCGUGUUCAGUGUGAUCGGAGCCUUUCGGACCGGAGCCUACAUGUUUCACAUCCUCACGUCCAGCGGCUUCAAGGAGUCGGUGUGCGACAACAACUUCUACAACUCUCCUCUCACCAAAUUCUGGGCGUUCGCCUUCACUCUGAGCAAAGCGCCGGAGCUCGGCGACACGGUGUUCAUCGUCCUGCGUAAGCAGCGCCUCAUCUUCCUGCACUGGUACCACCACAUCACGGUGCUGCUCUACACCUGGUACACCUACAAGGACCAGGUGGCCGGCGGCGGCUGGUUCAUGUGCAUGAACUACUCGGUGCACGCGCUCAUGUACAGCUACUACACGGCGCGGGCGGCCGGCCUGUGGGUGCCCCGGCCUCUGGCCAUGGUCGUCACCACCUGCCAGAUCCUGCAGAUGCUCAUAGGACUGCUGAUCCAGGGUCUGGUGUACCACUGGAUCCACGAGGUGCACUGUCCGUCACAGGUGGAGAACAUCAUGUGGGGGUUUCUCUUGUACCUCAGCUACCUGGUCCUGUUCGCCUUGUUUUUCUAUGACUCUUACCUCAGAGGAGGCAAAAGGGCCAAGACAGAGUAGCCGUCAGCAAAUUGUGAUUAAAUGAAUUACUAAAUAUUAUUAUUAGUAUUUCCUAAAAAGUCAAACUAUUCCUUUAAAUCUGGUUCAUUUCCACACUGGGAACACAGUAAAGGUGAUUUUGGACUUGAUGUACAGUAACUGACAAAGAGAAGUCGUCUGCCACCAUUUUCCCCCUCCAUUAACAAACAAAGCAUCUUAAAAAUGCAGAUGAGCUGCAAAUUCUUUAGAAAGGCGUCUAAGCUGAGUCAACGAAGCUCAUUAUGUCUCUAAGAUAUUCCUGAUCUGCAGAUCUGCGCGCACCACACCAGCACAUUGUUAGAUAAAAAGUGAGGAACGGACACAUUCCUCAGCUGAAAGCCUUCACACAGCGGGUUGUGUAACAUGUUCAGCACUAGAAGGCAAAGUCUCUGAUCUUCUGUCGACCGCUGGAUUUACAGGGUUUACACUGAACCCACCGCAGUCUGCAGCUCAUGCACCAGCAGUUUCCUGAUCAAUAAAUACUAUAACUAGUAUUCAGCCAACAAUGCGUUUGUAAAUAUGCACAGAAAUGUCAGUGUACCUGGAAGGACGUCAUCACUGGACGCACUGAUCCAUUUAACUUCCCCCACUCACAUUCAGCCAUUUAUGUUAAAUACUGUCGUUAAAAACUGUCAUUAAACACUGACACACCCCUGC